Syngnathus typhle (broad-nosed pipefish) is the source of this 1823-nucleotide messenger RNA. RefSeq lists its product as uncharacterized. The record is from RefSeq and is a predicted model, not a curated record. Lineage: Eukaryota; Metazoa; Chordata; Actinopteri; Syngnathiformes; Syngnathidae. Gene Ontology annotation, cellular component: membrane. The transcript has 7 exons. Bases 342 to 1538 code for a protein of 398 amino acids.
CCCUAGCGGCUGCCUUGAGAAACGUUAACACCCGGUCAGCUUGGAUAAACUCUACUCUUGACCCAACACAUUUCCGAUAUGGAUGUCAGAUUAUUUUGACUGUCUCACUGUCGACAUUACUGUAACUGGCGUCGCUUUUAUGAGCAGGAAAUGUCUAUCGCUUGUGGACAUUCCCGCGGUAUAGUACGAGGCAUUAGGUUAAAGCUCCCCACUUGGUCAGCAUUAGUUCACUUCGCUUGCUAAGCUAGCACAUGCUGCGUGUUUGUAGCGUCUUUCAGCACUCAGCCGUCGGCCGGGCACCGCUCCAACCCCGCUGUUGGAUGGAAGGGUGAGGGGAAACUAUGCUAACAUUCCUCCACAUUCUGCUAACAGGUUUGUUAGGUGUUCUGCGGGACAAAGUCACCGCCUUGGAUCGUAUCAGACUUGUGGAUGGGGAAAACAAAUGUUCCGGCCGCGUCGAGAUUCUCCGACACAACCAAUGGGGUACGGUGUGCGACCACGGCUGGGACCUCCGCGAGGCGGACGUGGUGUGCCUGGAGCUGUCCUGCGGCUUGGCAGAGUCAGCCGUCCACGGGGCGGCUUUUGGUGCGGGCAGUGGAGAGAUCUGGCUGCGGCAUGUUCAGUGCACGGGGCACGAGUCCAGUUUGACCCGCUGUGCCGUCGUCCUCCACAGUCACCACCACUGCACCCAUGAAAAUGAUGCAGGGGUGAAAUGCUCAGGUACCCUUUUCAUGCCCAUCCUCUCCCUGUCGUCACCUCACAAUGUGUUCUCGUCUGGGGAGGCGGCUCGGUUCAGCUGCAGUGUCUUGCCGGGUCAUCACGUCCGUGACUUCCACCUGUACAGACAUGGCCUGUCCACACCAGUGGUGACGCAGAGGGCGGAGAUGAGUCAGUCACGGGUGGCGAUAACUCUGCCCAACAUCAAGACGUUCCAGCAGGGCAGCUAUAGCUGUCGUUACAGGGUCAGCGGCAGCUCACCUUCUCAGAUGCUCAGCUCUCCACCAAGCAACUCUGUCAACAUCACCGUGGUGGAACUCCUGACCCCCCAGCACUGGUACAACACGUCCUCUGAUGCCCCGGCUGGUUCCGUCAUCAAGGGCCACAGUUUUAACAUCACAUGCUCCACACCGCAGCCGUACCCCGGAGGCUCCUUUCAGCUGCGACUCAUCCGCCCCAAUGGAACAGUGCGCCAGUCUCUGCCGGCCCUCGGCCCCGCCGUCACUUUUUCCUUCGCCGUUGCCCAGAGCUCAAAUGAGGGUUACUACUACUGUCUGUAUCGGGUCCAGCUUGGAGGACGCACCUUUGUCUCCAGAGAGAGCCAAGCUCUGCCCAUAUCUAUAAGAGACCCAGAUCCAGUUCUGAGUCCAGUGAUGAUCAGCUGGCUUGUGUCUGGCCUGACAUUUGUCAUCGCUGUCAUCGUAAUUAUCGUUAUGGCCAAGGUGUUGUGCAACAAGGAGAGGAAUCCCUCUGAGCUGGAGCGAGAGACCAGAUCCUGUGUGGAAAACACUUAUGUUGCCUUAUCAAUUAACAAGCUAUGAUUGUACGACGAUGGAUUCAUUUGGCACCGGAGAGCCAGUUGGCUUGCUCAGCAAUCACUCCUGCAACCACUUCAUGGUCUGGAUAGUACAAGCUCUCUUCUAUGUUUGAAGUUUCGGAUUACUGGGUCUUUCUGUAUGACCAGCAUAUUUCCUAGCAAUUUAAACACUUGGGCCUUGAGCUUUGAAGGACGUAUCUGAUGGAAAAUUGACUUUUAUGCAAUUAGUAAUGGCUGGACUGCCUCUCCACCCAUCAAGUGUGAAAUUAAACAACCAAGCAAUUCUUUU